GGACCAGGUUGAGAUCUAUGCUUCAAUGAGAGGAUGUAUUUCGCGCGUUAAUUCUGCACUGGCUGUAUUCGCGAUUCCAACACAGUUAUGUGUCCUAUCAGGAAAGACAUUCGCUCAAGUAUAGCUCUCUUCAUCAAAUUACUUUGUCACUUCGGAUUCACAAGCAUUUCCUCAGAAGACUUCCGUCUAGCGAAAUACAAUGAUCCACUUGCCACACGACCUCUCCUGCGUUUAUUAUAUGAGUUUUUAUAUUUCUAUCAGCAUGACUCUAUUGACCACAUUUGUCGCGAGGGAUUUGACAAGUUUUCGCUGUUCGACAUAGCAAUUUAUACUUCCAAGCGACUUCGGACUCUUGGAUAUCCUUCGCCUCAUUCCAGCUCACAUACUAUCUUCUCAAGGGAACUUCUUCUGCAGAUCGGAUGGGUGUUUUGUCAUUGCAAUUUAUUGCACAAAAUGGAGAGUUUACUCUUCCGUCGUGCCUGUGAACCUGAGUUUGGGCGAACUUCUUUUGCAAUUUCUCCAAACAAUAAUGUCUCACUUUCCGAACUCACUUGGUCACUUGGGCGCCUUCGUUUGCGGCUAAAGGAAUUGUGUCUGGUACGAAGUGCUAUCCUGAAGCGAAAUGAGUUCAGCUUGGACAAGAACCGGUUUGCUUCACAAUGCACUCCUAUGGAAUACCUUAUGAUUAACAGUCCUGGUAUCAUCGAGGACCGCGUCCGCUGUAUGGAGGAAAUUUCAGUGGGACUUAGUCUCCUUAUUUCUUGGCAGUGCAGCAGUCGCACCUUCUGGCAAUGGAUGCAUUCUGUGAUGAUUCUCCAUCUUUCAUCAGAAAAUGACGCCAUUCCGUCGAUUGACGAUAGCAUUGUUCAGCGAUUACAUGAGAAACGAGACACUCUUGAUGGUUGCCUACGGGAGUUUGCCUCUCUUCAUGGUAUGUCCUCUAUGGUGCUGCUUGAGCCUAGACAAUCAAUGGAUCAUCUGCUAUCUCAGGUUCACAUAGAUUUGGGGAAUUUAUCCACACAACUUGAAUGUAAGGGCGCUAUGCCGACGUCAUUUUUGGCACCUUUGCACUGGACCUACAACUUGAUCGCGGAUUCCAAAUACCUCGGAAAGACUAAAGAUGAACCAUCUCAUUUGACCGACGAAUGUAAAAAGCUUAAUGCUAUUCUUCAAUCUGCCAUGAAUCGUAAUCAUAGUUUAAGGGAUGAGAUGCUGGAAUACCUGAAUAACUUUGCUGCGCAGAGCAUACCUGACGUUUUGUUUUUGCACAGCUCGGUCGGUACCUUCGCGUCUCCUUGAAACCAUUUGUACAUCUUUGUCCUACUGUAAAUGUCGUUUGUAACUUCGCUCAAUCCAUCACUUGUUUCACAAUAACAUAUUUUUCAAUCC
Molecule: messenger RNA, 1389 nt
Organism: Dicrocoelium dendriticum
Lineage: Eukaryota; Metazoa; Platyhelminthes; Trematoda; Plagiorchiida; Dicrocoeliidae
Source: the annotation of a GenBank genome assembly